AUGGCAAACAGAAGCUCCCAUAAACUGGUGAUACUUGGAGAAUCAGCUGUUGGGAAAUCAAGCAUAGUCCUGAGACUCGUAAAGUGUCAGUUUAGUGAGUACCAAGAAGCUACUAUUGGGGCUGCCUAUUUGACACAGACGAUCGUCCUAAAUGAUCCUCCAGCAACCGUAAAGUUUGAGAUUUGGGAUACUGCUGGACAAGAGCGUUAUCAUAGUUUGGCCCCUAUGUACUACAGAGGAGCCCAGGCGGCAGUUGUCGUUUACGAUAUUACUAACCAGAACUCAUUCGAACGUGCAAAAUCCUGGGUUAAUGAACUUCAAGAAAAAGCGAAUACUAGUGGGGUGAUUGCACUUGCAGGAAACAAAGUGGAUCUCGAAGGACAGCGAGCUGUUUCGUUCGAGGAAGCACAAGAAUACGCCGAUAAAAAUAGAUUACUAUUUAUGGAGACGUCAGCCAAAAUUGCAACUAAUGUCUCCGAACUGUUCACUGCCAUAGCUCGGGAGUUACUUAAUCAUACAGAACCAUCUAGACCAUCUGGGGGACAACAGCUUACGCCAAACGAUUCGCCUACACAACAAAGACAGUGUUGUAGAUAG
This is a messenger RNA of Schistosoma curassoni, 597 nucleotides long. NCBI's taxonomy places the organism in Eukaryota, Metazoa, Platyhelminthes, Trematoda, Strigeidida, Schistosomatidae. The record is from the annotation of a GenBank genome assembly.